AUGGACAUCGAUAUGAGCAGGAGGAAUAAGAAGCCCCGCCUUCUGCUGGAAUCUGAACGAGAAAGGCUCGAUGAAUUUAUCGAUUCUAUCCACUAUUCCGCGAGAUACUCUGAUGAUCAAUUUGAAUACCGUCAUGUUCAGCUCCCCAAAAACAUGCUCAAAAAGAUCCCGGCCGACUACUUUGACAGCUCGAAGGGAACUCUUAAACUGCUUUGGGAAGAGGAGUGGAGAGCCCUGGGGAUUACACAGUCGUCUAACUUUACCGACGGUCAGAGCUUGGGUUGGGAGCACUACGAGGUUCAUGAGCCGGAACCACACAUUCUGCUAUUCAAGCAAUCAGGUGCUUCUUGCAUGAAGUUUCGACAAGGAAUAUAA
Molecule: messenger RNA, 375 nt
Organism: Aspergillus oryzae RIB40
Lineage: Eukaryota; Fungi; Ascomycota; Eurotiomycetes; Eurotiales; Aspergillaceae
Product: cyclin-dependent protein kinase regulatory subunit CKS1
Exons: 4
Coding region: 1-375 (124 amino acids)
Biological process (GO): regulation of mitotic cell cycle
Cellular component (GO): SCF ubiquitin ligase complex; cyclin-dependent protein kinase holoenzyme complex
Molecular function (GO): cyclin-dependent protein serine/threonine kinase activator activity; protein kinase binding; ubiquitin binding
Source: RefSeq, a predicted model, not a curated record